Anguilla anguilla (European eel) is the source of this 5429-nucleotide messenger RNA. RefSeq names its product receptor-type tyrosine-protein phosphatase-like N. Gene Ontology annotation, cellular component: secretory granule. Bases 1415 to 4063 code for a protein of 882 amino acids. The record is from RefSeq and is a predicted model, not a curated record. The transcript has 22 exons. Gene Ontology annotation, biological process: protein dephosphorylation. Gene Ontology annotation, molecular function: protein tyrosine phosphatase activity. Lineage: Eukaryota; Metazoa; Chordata; Actinopteri; Anguilliformes; Anguillidae.
UUUAAUUUUGGUUUUUCUCUGUGAUCUCAGUGCUGCAAUGAGCUGUGCGAUUGUUGCUUAUCUGGCUCCGAAGUUUUAAUUCAUAAAACAAAUUUAAAUACAUUUGUUUUAUAAAAUAAAUUUGGCACCCAUCGUGGGGAUGAGUAUAUCCAAUGCCCACCUCAGUUUGGAGUGUCCAAUCGCCCAGUUAAUGCUGCAAACCCCACUGCCAAUUCGGGAGACUGUAGACAUUCGCGGUUCUAACGCGGUGUCGCCAGCUGCUGCUUUACACACCGCAGACUGCAGUUAAGCGCUGUGCAGAGUCGAAGGACGACCUUUCAUAUGUGGCUUUGACUGCCAUCUGCAGGCCAUGCACUCGGAACCUUACUGACUCCCAUUCCCUAUGGAGCUACCGGCCACAGCUGGCACUGGUGUGGUCCAGCUCAGGUCCGAGGCCGUGAGGCUCAUCUGUGCACCACAGGGUGGUUCCUUGACCCAGCGUGGUGCCUUAACCAUGCAGUCUUCAUUUUCUAAGCUGCCUGUUCAUUGUGUUUAUGAGGUUUUUUUUAGGUCAUUGAUUUGCAGUAAUUAGCAUUGCACUGAAUGCUGUGGUUUCAAAUCAAUGUGAAAUCAGUGACUUAAAACCACAGCCCUUGCCACCCAUAGCAGUCAUCUGCUUCUACAGAAAAGAAAACUGGAGAUAGAGAGCUGCCAAUGUAGAAUGAUAUAAAUAGUAAUUAAUCUGGAAUUCUAAUUUAGAUUUAACACGUUUUCACAGUUUUUCUUUUACAUGCCGAUGUUACUCAUUGUUGGGCUAAAUGGCAUUCAUAAGACUAAAUCAUAGAUAUGAAUCAGACAUAGCUCCUGUCUUUCUAAUAAAUAUGUUAAAUAUUUUCUGCAUUUUUGUAAGACUAAUUGGAUUUCUCAGAAACUAUAUCCAACCAUCUCUUCCCCGAUUGGUGUGUAUUGCACAAUUUUAUCCCUGGUAUGUCAUAUUCACCAGUGUGUGAAGAGUACGCUGUUUUCCAGGACUGUGCUCGCUACACUUUCCAGUGUCACAUCGGUUCCUCCAAUGCUCGACCCUCUCCUCGCUCGUUCAUUCGGCUUCAAGCGAAUAGAAAAACUAAUCUCGAUAUGACGUCAUUGCGGGUCUCCCUCUAACAAAAUCAGCUGGAAGAGAUAAAGAAGCUGCGCGAGCAUCCCGUUCCCGAUCCGCGCCACCGUCUCCCGGGUUUUGUGCGCGUCUCCGUCUCCUUGCCCUACUCAUUUACCCCCUUACUCAGAAACGUUAGCACACUUUUGAGAUUUCCGUCCUGAGAGCUAGUGUGCAGCAGCAUGGUCCUUCGUUACUUGUGAAACAACAUGAAAGAUUAAAGGCGACUCAGAAUAAAAUAACUGCACGUGUGUUUGGGCAUUUGCCAAUUGGAAAGGUAACAUGAAAGACCGGCGGCUUUGGAGAAUUCUCUGUUUGAUGACAGUCUGUUACCAGCUUGGGAUGUCAAGCCGAUACGGCUGUCUGUUUCAGAAGAAGGUGUGUCGAAAGGAGCAGCUGUGUUUGAAUGAUGGGCUCUUUGGGCAGUGUGGUGGCUCCUCACAGGAGCUGGUUCAGUACCAGAUAUCUGCUCCACUGCUGCAUAGACUGCAGGAGGCGCUUGAACAGCUAAUGAUGCAAGGUCUGUCCUGGCAGGAUGACAUCACGCAGUACAUCAUCGCCAAGGAGCUGAGCCGUGUCCCCCAGGUCGGGGCUCCGGACGCCCCGCUGUCAAAGCCCCCAGUGCAGUCAGACACGCCCCCUCCGAAGCAGAGCUGGCCGAGCCCCAAGUCCCCACCUGGGGUGGGUUCACAGCGUUACCUGGACUACAUGGUCUUGCCAAAUUCACCCCGUGCCUCCCUGCACUUACAGUCCAGUCCAAUGCUGAACCCUUAUACCUUCCACCAGUAUGGGUACGAGGCAGAGCAGGAGCGGUCCCUCAACUCUCUGCAAGCGGCGGGGUACCCGCUCCAUUCCUCUCGAUUCGGGGGAGGUAAGGGACACCUGAGCGACCAAGACCAGCAUCUGCUGCAGGACCUCUCCCCUGCGCCACUGCCCUCCCACCACCGAGAGGCAUCGUCCAUCUCCACCUUCCAUGGGGAGAUGGACUUUCCAUUGGACUUCACAGAGAACUACGUUUCCCAGGAGGCCUCUGUUGUGCAACAACACAAGCAACCCACAGUGAGCCACAAAGCACUUUCUGCACUAGAUGACGCUGCUUGGCGGAGGAUUGCUGCGCAGCUGCAGAAGCAUGGCAUCGAUGUGAAAGAGCUGAGCCCUCAGCAGCUGAAGAAGCUGGUGAAGGUAGAUGCUAUGAAAGCACCAGAUCAGUAUUCCGAGGGUUUGGCCACAGUUAAGAUGGCUGAGCUCAUGGAAGGAGCGAUGAGACACACCGGCGGGACGGUCCCCGGGCCCCCCUCCCCUCCUGCCCCCGGCGGGGCGGCCCCGCCAGCCCCGGAGAGGCCCCGGCCUUCGGGGCCACCUCAGGUCCUAACGGUCACUCUGGAGGCCAGUCUGAAGGAGGAAGGGGUGGAGAUGGACAAGAAGAACAUGGGGCCCACUGCGGGAGGGCGCUCGCAGAGUCCGGAGGGGAACGGCUACGCUGUCACCAACCAGAGUGUGGUGGGUGCCGCCCUGAUGUUAAACAUUCAGCAGAACAGCCAUAACCAGACUGCAGAGCAGGUAGCUGAAGGUGCAGUGGCUGAAAAGGCCUUCCAGCCACCUGAGACCAACCUGAACAUCCUGCAGUCUGAAGUGGGACAGAUGAGCAAUGGGCGAGGGCUGCCCCAGCACACACGAGUUCGCGACAGCUCUCGGCGGGUGUUCCUCACGCUGGUGGGCGUGGCCUGCGUGGGCGGAAUCCUGGUGGCCGCGUUCACCAUCGUCUGCCUGCGGCACCACGCCGUCCUGCUGGCUGCUGGGAAGCUGGGGCUGGGGCCGGAGGGAGGCGUCGACACGCCCUACGAGUACCAGGACCUUUGUCGGCAGCACAUGGCAGCAAAGUCAUCUGGACGUCAGGAGGCGGGAGGUGGGGGCGGGGCCAGGGGCGGGGGAGGUGCAGACACGUCCAGGGUGAGCAGCGUGUCGUCCCAGUUCAGCGACGGCCCCCAGCACAGUCCCAGCUCCCACAGCAGCACCCCCUCCUGGUGUGAGGAGCCGACGCAGGCCAACAUGGACAUCUCCACCGGUCACAUGAUCCUGGCCUACAUGGAGGAUCACCUGCAGAAUAAGGACCGGCUGGCUCAUGAGUGGGAGGCCUUGUGCUCCUACCAGGCCGAGCCCAGCUCCACCACGGCCGCCCAGAGCCAGGGCAACACCAAGAAGAACCGCAACCCUCAGUCUGUACCCUAUGACCACUCUCGGGUGAAACUGAAGCCGGAGAUUAACACUUCCAGGGCCGACUACAUCAAUGCCAGCAUCUUAAUUGAGCACGAUCCUCGAAUGCCAGCUUACAUCGCCACCCAAGGACCCCUGUCCCACACUAUCGCUGACUUCUGGCAAAUGGUGUGGGAGAGUGGCUGCACAGUCAUAGUGAUGAUGACGGCUCUCGUUGAGGACGGACAGAAGCAGUGCGAUCGCUACUGGCCUGAUGAGGGGUCCUCCCUAUACCACGUUUAUGAGGUAAACCUGGUGUCGGAGCACAUCUGGUGCAAUGACUUCCUGGUGCGCAGUUUCUACCUGAAGAACGUGCAGACGCAGGAAACGCGCACGCUGACGCAGUUCCACUUCCUGAGCUGGCCGGCCCAUGGCAUCCCCACCUCCACACGCCCUCUGCUGGACUUCAGGAGGAAGGUAAACAAGUGCUACAGAGGACGGUCCUGCCCUAUCAUUGUUCACUGCAGUGAUGGCACAGGGCGGACUGGGACCUACAUCCUGAUAGACAUGGUUCUCAAUCGCAUGGCCAAAGGGGUAAAGGAGAUCGACAUUGCAGCAACCCUGGAGCACAUUCGUGACCAGAGACCGGGCAUGGUGGGCACCAAGGACCAGUUUGAGUUUGCUCUGACGGCCGUGGCAGAGGAGGUCAACGCCAUCCUGAAAGCCCUGCCCCAGUGAGCUGUGCCUCAUGCCCGGCGUGCAGCCUUCAUCACUGCUUUUUCCUCUUCCUCACAUCCUUCCUCCUCUUCGUCGUGGUCUUCCUCUUCCUCACAGCCCUGUUCUUGUCCCUCCACUUUGAUCCACAAGUGGUCACAAGGGGAAUUAUCUGAACACGAAGCCGCGUGUCCCCACUGUCUCAGCUCUGAGAUAAAUAGCACAGGGCUCCCCGAUGGUGUAGCUGGCUGAGGCUCUUGAUGGUAGUACAGCACUGUGCCCUGUUUCAGGCCGGGCCAGUGGUGACUGACUUGGGAGUCCUGUGCUGCAAUGUGUAAUUCGCUCAGUCCCUUGUUGCAGACUGUAAAGUGAUACGCUAACGUGUGCAGCUAAGACAGCGCUGAAAGGAUGUUCCAGCAAUGGGACGGGCCUACAGGUAUAAAUGGGCAUUCCAACUUGUGAGAAAAGGCAACGGAAAAUUAAAAUAGUCAUUUUUCUUUCUCCAGUGGGUGUCAGGGUAAUUCAUGGACCCUGUUCUCAUGGGUUAACAACUCGGUCAACAUUAAUGAACCCUUCUGUGUAACCUAAUUAAUGACUUAAGUGAUGUAUCUAAUUUUGGCCCAUAGGAAUACUGGUCCCCUAGGACCAGAGUUCAACAGCUGCUUCAGGGACAUCUUCCAGUUGGCAGUGGUGAAAGGUUCCAAAAUAAUUGUUUGACCGUUUACCUCCCUUGAACUCUCUGGUCCACGGAACCUUACGAGAGUCAGCACAGAUCUCACGUUACCUUUGCUUUUAAGUCUGAUAAUUCCUCAUGUGACUGGGAUAAGCUCCUAUCUUGGGGAUGGGGGCAGUCAGUGGCUGGACUGCUUGUCUUUUUUCAUUAUUGGUAUUCUAGCUCACUCCUUCCUUCAGGUAAACAUUCUUGUCAGAGUACCUCUGUUAGUGUCAUGAAAGUGUUAUACAUUCAUAUACACACUCUUUACCUCUAUAUUCUUUUUUAACAAUCAUACUGUUUUAAAAUGUAUUUCGCCCUACUACACAUAUGUAUAUAUACUUUAAAAGUGGGAGUGGUGUCAUCUCAAUCGGAGCCUACUCACACUUAUGAAUGUGUUCAGAGCUGUUGUCUGGGAAGUUUCACAAAUCCCGCCCCCAAGGGUACUGAUGGGGGGUGUGUCUUAUACUGUAGGAAGUUCCUCCUCUCUUUUCCUUAGAUACAGCAACCCUCCCCACUCGUUAUAGUGAGUGAUUACUCUGUAGCAUUCCUUGUAUCUGUCAUAGACAAGUCAAAGAUAAAAUGACAAAAAAAACAGAGAAGUAAUACUAUAUGGAAAAAUAAUAUUAUCUUUUCUAACUUUGUGAUGAAUAAAGUUUGUGAAGUGGUGCAACUGCA